AUGCUCCCUAAAGAUAGAUUAUAUAUUCUUGGCAUUUCUGGCGGUCCAGAUAGUAUGUUCUUGCUGAAUAAUUUGCGACGAGAAAAGUAUAAAUUCAUCGUUUCUCAUAUCAACUAUAAGAAAAGAAUCGAUAGCGAUCGAGAUGAAAAAAUAGUGAGAGAUUAUUGCCAAAAUUAUUCUCUACCACUCGAAGUUUAUCAAGUAGAAAAUGUUAAUUAUUUUUUAAAAGGUAAUUUUCAGGAUAAGGCUCGUAAAAUCCGUUAUAAUUUUUUUCAAAGAUUAGCCGAAAAAUAUCAAACUAGAUAUAUUGUAGUGGCUCAUCAUUUCGACGACCAUUUGGAAACUUAUCUGCUUCAAAAGCAAAGAAAAGUGCUGAAAGAAAAUGAUGACAAGAUAGUAAUUUAUGGUUUGAAAGAUGAGGAAAUUGACAAAAUAGACUGGAAGAGAGGAGCAGACUUUUCUGACUACCAUGUCAAUAAUUUUCAAUAUCGAAGACCAACUAUUUACUUGUCUGUUAGCACACUUGCAGACCACGAAGUAAGAAAAAAAAAAAUUGAAUUUGAAGGUUCUUCAAAAAGUAGGGAUAUAGAAAUUACCGAAAUCAAACCAUUCAUUAGAGCCGACGUAUUUUCUAAGGAGGGAGUCCCUAAAGGUAUUUUGCUAGUAGGGCCACCUGGAAAUGGUAAAACUUUACUAGCCAAAGCCUUAGCAGGAGAAUGCAAUGUGCCUUUUCUUGCUCGCUCUGGUUCAGAAUUCGAAGAAAUGGUAGUUGGAAUGGGGGCUCGGCGGGUUCGCGAACUUUUUCAUCAAGCUCGAAGUUUUGAACAAGGUUGCAUUAUUUUUAUUGAUGAAAUCGACUCAAUAGGACGGAAAAGAUAUUCUGCCAAUAAUAAUCACACCGAACUUACUUUAAAUCAGUUGCUAAGUGAAUUAGACGGAUUUCAUUCUCGCAAUAAUAUCAUCAUCUUAGCGGCCACUAAUUCCUUGAGAGUUUUAGAUAGCGCUCUUUUGCGCCCUGAGGAAAUUGUCUCCAUGACUCGGGGUUUAAGUGGUGCCCAAAUAGUUAACAUGUUUAAUGAGGCUUCUAUUCUAAGCAUUCGCUACGGAAAAAAAAGCAUUGAUCAAGAAAUGAUUUUCGAGGCCUAUGAUCGGGUCCUGAUGGGUCCUUCUUUAACUAGCCUAACUAUUACUCCGGAAAAGAAAAGAAUAAUAGCUUUUCAUGAAGCUGGACAUGCUAUCAUUGGUCUAAGCCUUCCCGAAACAAUCGUUAAAAAGAUUACUAUUAUCCCUCGCUUGUCAGCUGGAGGGGGUAGAGCCAGUGAAGAAAUAGUUUUUGGUCUAGAUUACAUCACCAUGGGAGCUUACGAUGAUUUCAAAAAAGCAAGUAGUAUUAUCCGAGAAUUAAUUUUGCAUUAUGGGAUGUCUGAUUUAGGAAUUAUUCCUACGCAAGAAUCUUUUUUUUUUGGUGAAGAAGUUCCUCCUGAGUUACCUGAAACAACUAAGCAAAAAAUUGAAAAUGAAAGGGAAAAAAUACUCAAUCAGUGUUGA
This is a messenger RNA of Entrophospora candida, 1548 nucleotides long. Lineage: Eukaryota; Fungi; Glomeromycota; Glomeromycetes; Entrophosporales; Entrophosporaceae. The record is from the annotation of a GenBank genome assembly.